Apis dorsata (giant honeybee) is the source of this 1268-nucleotide messenger RNA. Its product is annotated as UPF0472 protein C16orf72 homolog. The record is from RefSeq and is a predicted model, not a curated record. Lineage: Eukaryota; Metazoa; Arthropoda; Insecta; Hymenoptera; Apidae. The transcript is spliced from 5 exons. Bases 357 to 1082 code for a protein of 241 amino acids.
UUUCCAGGGAUCAGUGCGUCGUCGUAGUCGAGGGGUGAAAAGGGAUUAUGUAUCGUGGGUUAGUUCGUUCUUCGUACCUGCCAAUUCGUAUUUCGUGUUUCGUUGCGCGUGAGACUCGUGCGAUCCUCGAGCGAGGCACAUCGUAAUGGCCGCGACCUGACUCGGGUGAUGUGCAUGCGAGCUACCGUGUUCGCGUUACGUGAAGCAGACGAGCGGAAAAAGAGAUAGGGUAAGCAAAUACGAAAAACGAGAAGAUACGACGAAGUUUAAGAGUUACGCGAUUUCUGUGCGUAUCGUGAGUGCUUGUGGGUGGGCGAGGCGUGAGCUCACAAUAAGAGUCUCGAGGACGACGAACCAUGAGCGAAGAUCGAAGCGAAGAAGAUCCUUUAAUGGAUCUUUGGUAUAGCAAUUGGGAACAACAGUGCGUUGAAGCAUUGGAAACAGAACAAGAUUACGAAACGCAACUGCACAACGAAAAGGAACUUUAUUCCCAGCAGAUGUGGACGAGUUUUCAGACGACUGCGUCGGCCAUCGCCCAGCUGUAUAAAGAUCGUACGCAGGGUGUCUCUCUAUGGGUACCUUUCCAGACUGCUGCAGGUACCGUCACAUCGUUGUACAAAGAUUCUAUGGACAGCAUGCGUCGAUGCAGUGAAUUAGGUAUAGAAAUGGGCCGACAAAAGCGUAGUAAAGAAAUUAUGAAUUGGGCUAGAAAGAAAAGGCGUAUGAUUCGUAGAGAAGAUUUGUUAGCAUAUCUAGCUGGAAAACCACCUCCACCUCGACCACAUUCGCAUAGAAGUUCACCUAAACCAAGGAUGAUGGUUUGUAGUUCGCCUUCUACAGAAAGUUCAACACCAAAUAUGGUUGUUGCACCAACACCAAUACCUGGAAAUGAUCCUGAUCCUGAAUUACAUACAUUUAGAGAAGCAAUUGCAUUGUCUGGCUCACCAAUAUCUCGGCGUACUGGAAGACAAGCCGAAUUAUCGGCUUUUAUUAGUAGCGAAUUCGCUCGACAUCAUAAACGGCCUGCUUCGCAUGACGUGGAUAUGGGAUCUCCCACGCACAAACGUUCACGUUUCAUGUAACGGCGCGCGAUGUGUAAAGUAGCCUCACUCCCUUGUUCCCCAUUAAUUAAUCAAUUGAUAAAUUAAUUAUUAACGGUUCAACUCCCCUACAUAGUUCCCGGUUAAACAUAAUCACUUCAAGAAGAUGGCAAUGACUUGCAUUGUCAUAUAAAACACGUUCGUAUAUUUCGAGUAAUUUAUAUUAUC